CGCCAGUUGUAGUUUUGAGUUGUGAGUUCACAUUUCGCAACUCGUUCCUCGAAGCAGCCUUUUCAUCGAAGCGCCAGCACAUGUAGUUGCAACCGAGUUUUAGUCGAAGCUCCACAAUGAAGUGAAGCUACAGUCGGUGCCAAGAAUCAGUCUGUGUGAUUCUUAUUUUAACUACUUGAGAAAACCAAGCCCUCAACAUGUUGAAGCAAACAGCAUCUGUCAACAGCGUCUCGAUAUGAUCUCCUCCUCCGACAAGUCUCGUUCUCCUUCACCGUCUGUUCUUCGGCGUCUACCUCCCGCUCAACAGCUCCGUCCCUCAACUCGUUCACGACAUAUGAGGUGGAAAGCAGCUGCCUUCCCUGUGUGUAGUUGUGUACUCCAUUUGUGGCAGCUUCCAGGACAACUACUACCGGAAUCAUGCCCGUUCUCUUCAGUCAUGAUCCACGCACGAGUGGUCGACCAGCGCCAGGGUGCUGGGGACGACCCUUCCGUGGUCUCUGGCCGCACCUCUGGUUCAUCUGGGUUCUCACCGGAAGUUGAUGCGCGAAGAGCAGACGGUGGUCAUGACAAUAACUUUGACUUAUCCGCACAAGGAGUUGAUGAUGAAGAGGACGAAGAACCGGGGGAGGAGGCAUACGAGUCACCAGUGACGAGACGAGCAGACGGUGCCUCCAGUGAUGUUGAACAAAAACGCACCAAAAGCGUGAACGCGCUCCCCCUCCACGGCGAGGAGGAGCCCCGCUUUGGUAGGCCAUCGUCCUUCGGGUCCGACUUUAUUCCCUGAAAAUUACCCAUCCACAUCCAUUUUUUGCAUGACAAACACAUGAUUUUAUACGUGUUUUGCAUGACAAAUUGGAUGUGGAUGGGUUUUUUUGUUUGGAUAGACUUCGUCAAGGUCCUCGAAGUGAAACCGGAGGGGUUCGCGAGUAACCCGUUGUCCGGCGACGAGGGGGUAGAUGAAAGCAAACCUGCCGAAUCCGCGCUGCAGGAGGCUGGGGAAGGUGAAGAGGCUGAGGAAAAAACUAAAGAAGUGCAGGUCAAGCGCCGGCCGUCAGAAGAACGUGAACCGGCAGACGACCUUUCAGGUGCGAGCAAUUUUUCCGGCUCUGCGUCUUCAUCUUUGAGACGGCCAACAUCCGCAUCUACCUCGCUAGUUGCAUCGCCGUGGUCCUUCUGGAAGAAGUUGGGACUGAUGUUCUACGCGAGAAACGGCCGGUUUGACAUAUCGCGACCGGCAGAAUUUCUCCGCUCAGACACGCUGCGGGUGUACCCGAAGCCCGGCGAAGAUCUACUCGCGUGUCAGUGUGUUUUGCUUGACUACGUUAAUUCGGCCGAGUCAUCAGAAUCAUCGCCCCGGCUUGCAGGGCAAAACAAAUCGGACGAGGAAGUAGAUACCUCCGCAACUAGUACAACAAUGUUGACACCAGCUAUUAUUGCUAACAGUACGUCGCAGAGAGUGGAAGACGAAGAAGUAGCGGACCGCGUCGCCGCACAACAAAAUAUGACCGCCAUCGCUCCAGCAAAUAACAACAGUAAACACAACAUCACUUUUCCACCCUGCUGGGCGAGGCCGCUACUAGAUCUGAUGGUCCUGCCCGGCCGCUUGGCGUAUAGCGGCGAGCGCUAUUAUGUGCCUUGGAACUCUCGCGCCGCGUAUCGGUUGCUGAUGACGAAAAAUCCCGCAAUGCGGAGAUGGUUGCUGAAUCGGAACGAGGCGGUUCAAAAAUCGAAGAGCAGCCGCACUUGGUGGGAUCAUGUGCGAGACUGGCUGCCUUUUCUUCCUUCGCUUCACUCUCAAAACGACUGGGACAAGGACGCGACGGAAAGACGUGCGCUUGAUGCCAGCAUCUUCGAUACGGUGUACGAAGAUUUAUUGACUCCGCUCGAUGCGCAUGAAGACCUGCAUAAGCGCAGCCCGAUCAUUCGGAAGAGAGGCGACAACUUUCAGUCCUUUUUUGAAGAUCCGUACCUACAGCCAAUAGUCGAAAAUGUCGCCGCGCGGCAGGAAGUGGAUAUGGCCACGAAUGCGGUCUUCUACGGUCAACCGGCAGAGAUGAAUAGGUUGGUCGAAGUUCUAGUCCAGGAGCCGCUGCGUCACCGUUCGCUAGAGGACGACUGGCGCCGCGAGGUAGAGACUUCUAUCCCAGAGGACAAGUACGCCUGCUAUGUAGUGCCCAACUAUUACCCGAGAACUUGCCAGGCGAUGUGCGAUGCGACAUUUGCAGACCAACGCGCACGGACCUUGAGUACGACCGAUCUAGAAGAGCUACGCUUUAAGCCGGACGUACUGGUGGACCUACUCGUGGCGAACGGCACUGACAACAAGGAUAAGGACGAGGUCGAGGCUCAGCACAAGCUUCUUGUCGCUGCUACACACCUAAUCACUUACGCGCUCGUGCGCUACAGGGAAACAGGGCCCCGGUCGGUUGAGAAAAUAAACUUUAUUGAAGACGAAGGACGUUGAUGACAUAAGUCUUCCCUUCGAAUCCGAUCACUAUCGAAAACUAAAUUUGCGAAAGAAUCUAGCAGAAGCGCAGCUGCAUCUACUGCCCUAUCCCUCAAUCAUGAUGUGCUAACUGACAAUCGUGUGUCAGUGACACACGAACAACGUCCCCAAAGCCCUAGCAGACCUCCCCUGCAAUGCUAGCAAAGCAACAUAAUUAUUGAUGAUGAUAAUUAUGAUGAUGAUGCUCAACUUGAAAGAAGCUCGCUCACGAGCAACGCGUCACUUCUGUGAGCUCUUCAUCGCAAG
Molecule: messenger RNA, 2752 nt
Organism: Amoebophrya sp. A120
Lineage: Eukaryota; Dinophyceae; Syndiniales; Amoebophryaceae
Source: the annotation of a GenBank genome assembly